Epinephelus fuscoguttatus (brown-marbled grouper) is the source of this 8693-nucleotide messenger RNA. It is a transcript of the gene ezh2, whose product is annotated as enhancer of zeste 2 polycomb repressive complex 2 subunit. The transcript is spliced from 19 exons. The record is from RefSeq and is a predicted model, not a curated record. Gene Ontology annotation, biological process: chromatin remodeling. Gene Ontology annotation, molecular function: protein binding; histone H3K27 methyltransferase activity. Lineage: Eukaryota; Metazoa; Chordata; Actinopteri; Perciformes; Serranidae. The coding region runs from base 368 to 2704 and encodes 778 amino acids.
ACAGUGAGCAGUUUGAACCGUAGCGGUGCCGAGGCGGAAACAUUGAAAUCGGACAAAUUGUGUAUAGGCAGGCUGAAACGAAACGGUGUGAUUCACAUCCACAGACACUGUAUCUUAUAUGAAGCCGGGUUCAAAGUGGGGGGAACGGCAGCUUUUUCUCUGUUUGCCGACUCUGGGUGCGUAAAGCCGGCAAUCGCUCCCUCCUCCUGAGCUAACCGCUAGCUAGCUUCCGAGCUAACGUUAAAGCUAGCCCGGAACACGGAGCCAGCUAAUCCCCAACACAAAGGACGACUUUGGCCAGUGUUUUGUUAUAUCGAUCCCGAAUCACUCCGUUGAAUGAGGACUGAGCCUCCUGUGCAGGCUGAUCAUGGUGCUGACAGGGAAGCGCUCGGAGAAGGGUCCCGCCUGCUGGAAGAGGAGGGUGAAGUCUGAGUACAUGAGGCUUCGGCAACUCAAGCGCUUCAGACGAGCCGACGAGGUCAAGAGCAUGUUCAACACCAACCGUCAGAAAAUCAUGGAGCGAACUGACAUUUUGAACCAGGAGUGGAAGACCAGGCGAAUCCAGCCGGUUCACAUCAUGACGUCUGUUGGCUCCUUAAGAGGCACGCGAGAGUGCACAGUGGACAGUGGCUUCUCUGAGUUCCCCAGGCAAAUCAUCCCCCUGAAGACUCUCAACGCUGUGGCCUCAGUUCCGGUCAUGUAUUCCUGGUCACCACUGCAGCAGAACUUUAUGGUGGAGGAUGAGACGGUGCUCCAUAACAUCCCCUACAUGGGAGACGAGAUCCUGGAUCAGGAUGGGACUUUCAUAGAGGAGCUCAUCAAGAACUAUGAUGGCAAAGUCCACGGAGACAGAGAGUGCGGCUUCAUCAACGAUGAGAUAUUCGUGGAGUUGGUCAACGCCCUGUCACAGUACAGUGACAAUGAGGACGACGAUGAGGAGGAAGAGCAGGACUUCAAGGUAGACAAGACAGAGAUGUGUGACGGCAAGGAACAUCCAGAGGACCCCCGCAAGGAUGGGCACAUUAACAAUGAAAGUAGGUCCAUCACAGAGGUCCCAGUGAUCAUCAGGGGGUCACAUAACCAAGGCCGAACCAGCAAUGACAGCACCAAGAAGUUUCCCUCUGACAAGAUUUUUGAGGCCAUCUCCUCCAUGUUCCCCGACAAGGGCUCCACUGAGGAGCUCAAAGAGAAGUACAAGGAGUUGACGGAGCAGCAGCUGCCCGGCGCGCUGCCCCCUGAGUGCACGCCAAACAUUGACGGCCCAAACGCUCGCUCUGUGCAGCGCGAACAGAGCCUGCACUCCUUCCACACUCUGUUCUGCAGACGCUGCUUCAAAUAUGACUGCUUCCUCCACCCUUUCCAUGCAACUCCAAAUACAUAUAAGCGAAAGAACUUGGAGAACCUGGUGGACAGUAAACCGUGCGGCAUCGACUGCUACAUGUACCUGGUACAGGAUGGGAUGGUGAAUGAGUAUCCAGCAGGUGUGGUUGCUGAGCGAGCCAAGACACCCUCAAAACGCACGGUGGGCCGUCGCCGCGGACGACUGCCGAACAGCAACAGUCGGCCCAGCACCCCUACUGUUUCCUCGGAAACCAAAGACACAGACAGUGACCGUGAGGGCAGCAAAGAAGACGAGCGAGAUAAUGACAAAGACGACGAAGACAAGAAGGACGACAACACCAGCAGCUCAGAGGGCAACUCGCGGUGUCAGACUCCUGUGAAGAUGAAGCUGACGGGUGAGGCUGAAGCAGUGGAUUGGAGCGGGGCUGAAGCUUCUCUCUUCAGGGUUCUCAUUGGGACAUACUACGACAACUUCUGCGCCAUCGCACGGCUCAUAGGCACCAAGACCUGCAGACAGGUUUACGAGUUCAGGGUCAAGGAGUCAAGCAUCAUCGCUCGGGCUCCUGCUGAAGACGAGGACACCCCGCCUAGAAAGAAGAAGAGGAAACAUAGACUGUGGGCCACUCACUGCAGAAAGAUCCAGCUGAAGAAAGAUGGCUCCUCAAAUCACGUGUAUAAUUACCAGCCAUGUGACCACCCGCGGCAGCCCUGUGACUCCUCCUGUCCCUGCGUCACCGCUCAAAACUUCUGUGAGAAGUUUUGCCAGUGCAGUUCUGAGUGUCAGAACCGUUUCCCAGGUUGUCGGUGCAAAGCUCAGUGUAACACCAAGCAGUGUCCCUGCUACCUGGCAGUGAGGGAGUGUGACCCUGACCUCUGCCUGACCUGCGGUGCUGCAGACCACUGGGACAGCAAAAACGUGUCCUGCAAGAACUGCUCCAUCCAGAGAGGCGCCAAGAAGCAUCUGCUGCUGGCCCCGUCAGACGUGGCAGGCUGGGGCAUCUUCAUCAAAGAGCCGGUCCAGAAAAACGAGUUCAUCUCGGAGUACUGUGGAGAGAUAAUCUCUCAGGAUGAAGCUGACCGCAGAGGGAAGGUCUAUGACAAAUACAUGUGCAGCUUCCUCUUCAACCUCAACAACGAUUUUGUUGUUGAUGCCACGAGGAAAGGCAACAAGAUCCGCUUUGCCAACCAUUCUGUCAACCCUAACUGCUAUGCAAAAGUGAUGAUGGUGAAUGGUGAUCACAGGAUAGGAAUCUUUGCUAAGAGAGCCAUCCAGACUGGAGAGGAACUCUUCUUUGACUACAGGUACAGCCAGGCUGAUGCUCUGAAGUAUGUAGGGAUCGAGCGGGAGAUGGAGAUCGCCUGACUCAGACUUCUUCUACCUCCUGUGGAUCAACGACACAAAGGCCUUACACUCAUACACAAACAAACACACCUGCACUUCAGGAAAUCCAGACAACUUGUCAAAAUGCUAGAAAGCUUCAGGAAAACUGGGAAUAUUUGAAGCAGAAUUUUGAUGCUGUGUUUUUCGUUUUUUUUUUGGCACCUUGGUCUUUUUUAAAAAAUACUUCUCAUAUCUGUUUCUCAUUUUUCUUCUUGUGAAUUUUCCUCUGUCAACAAAUCUUCCUCUUCUGUCGAGGCGGGAGUCUUGGAUUCAUAAAUCUUCCCUCAGCUGAAGGUGCAGAUCACGUUGACGUUUUUUUUUAAAUCUAAACAGUAAAUCUUCUACAGCGAGAGGAGACAAACCCACAACAGUCUGUUUCAAACUGGCUUUUCAGUUAAAGCUUCAGGGACCAGAAUCCUCCACCAGCUGCUUUCACAACUUAACCAUCUGGACUCUGUGUUUGUACCGUGUGCCACAUGUGGGUCAGUUGUCAUGUUGUGUUUUUAUACAACUGAACCAGCCACACACUCCUCAGAGUGCCAGAUCACUGUCUGUCUGUUAAACAGGAGGCCACUCACAAAGCAGCAUCACGCCAGAUCCAACACACAUUUUCACAACUUUUAGAGCGACAAAGACAAGUUUUGAUGGGGGGGGGGGGAGAUGCCAAACAUCUACUGGUUCCAGGGAUUUUCAGUUUUUCUGAAAGUCAAGCUUUGUUAUAAACUGAAUAUUUUGUGUUCUGUUGCUCAAACAAAUUAAUACAUUAAAACCAUUUUAGGUGACUUUUUAUUUGACUACAACAUAAGUAGAUGAAGUUAUUAAGGCCUUGUCUGUAUGUAAACAGAUAUUUCUCAUUUUACAAAAUAACUCUGUCCACACUAGAACACAUUACCUGGCGUUACCUGUCAUGUCUCCUCCUCUCAUAAAGGCAGUGAAGUCUGCAGGCUAGCGUUAUCAAAACACCUGCUGGAGAGUUCAUUAGCAUUGAUUACCCUUUAAGAUAAGAUUGAAGGAGCUCACUUAAAGAUUCUAUUGAUGUUCGGGGCAUGUGAGAGUUUUCCUUCCACUCCUCACUGACAACAGUCCAGUUCUCCAAACUGUCCAACCAUCUGUUGGUUUCGACUGAGCCUGAUCCAAAACCAUUGUUUCUAGCGGGCUCUAAACUGCAGACAGCAGAUGCCUCUGUUCAUCUAUGAAGUCAUGCCGGAAUACUGUGUUUUAAGUCUAAAGUUAUCAUUAGACCAAGCACUGCUAAUAAAACGUAAGCAAACUGGUAGCUGCCAUUGUUGUUGUUGUUUCUAGCUCAUGCUCAUUACACAAAGCAACAAUGGGCAUGAGGAAAUUAAGGAGAUUACAUCGUUUCCCAAAUUCUCUAUUUUACACAGAUACAAAGAAAGCAGAGUUCUGAAAACUGUGCGUCUCAGAAGGCGUUUUCAAAAAUCUCAGUUUUGGUGAUCCAGAACUCUGUGUGGACAAGAGGUUUAAAAGGUAGAGGGAAAUAUCUGUUUUCAUUAAAAGCUGUAUAUGUUCAAAUCAGAUCAGCUGGAAAGAUUAGAGGAGCUGCUGCAACAAGUUGAUAGAAACUUUUAGGCCCAGCAGAAUCAAAGGUCAGGUUUCACUGUCAGCAUGCCUGAUGUGCUCUCUGCCCCGAGUAUGCUCUGUGCUUUGACAGUGAGGUGCUGUAAAUAACCAGCUGGUUUAUAUGUUUCAGUAGCGCUCCUAAUAAACGGUCCAGCUCCAAAUAUAGAAAAUCUAUUAGUGGCGGCAAUGUUUUAUUGGGGCAAACCACCAUGAAUAAAAGAAUGCGUAGGAAACCCUGCUGAAAACAAAUACUAGUUCCAGCUGUACAUUUAAUCAGUGGACAUUUGUUUGACUUAAAACAAAAGUGUGUUACUAAAGCAUAUUUUGUAUGUGUAUUUAAAGAAAUCAUCUGAACCAAACUUUGCCUUUAAUUGAGGCCUUAAACUAAUGGUUAGUUUUAUCAUUUAACCUGUUCAGUACUUCUUGGUUAAUCAGUGAAUUGUUGGGCCCAUAAAAUGUCAGAAAAUAGUUAAAAUGUUGAACAAUCCAAAACCCAAAGAUACUCAGUUUACAAUGAUAAAAAGCAGAAUGAAAGGGUUUGUUCCUUGAUAUUCACAGUCAGAGUUUCCAAAGUUGCUUCAGAAUGCGUAGGCGUCAGGCAUGAGACAUCAUGUGCAAUAUUUGUCCUCCUUCUGCUUUCUUUAGGGAGGGAGGCUGAAAAUAAUGUGAUUAAAAGCUUUAACAUUAAAACCACUUAGAAUGAGAGAAUAGAGGACAUAAAAGCAAAUUUGGACUUCUUUAGAAGUCCUGUUUUGUCUGACCAACAGUUCAAAACCUCCAAAUAUUCAGUUUAUAAUGAUCUAAAACAUACAUUUCUCACAUUUGGCAACUUAGAAACCAGCAAAGUUUGGUGUUAUUUUGCUUUAAAAAAUGACUGAAACCAUGACUUGAUUUAUCAAAUUAGUUUGAGGGGGGAAAAAGGAAAUUAGAAGCAAGUGUCAGUCAGAGAGAAACUUUUUUAUAGACCUCAUGAGGCCUUUGGAACCCACUGGAAGAAAUCCUGUUUUAUCAUUUCAGUUAAGGUCAUGCUGUGACAGGACAUCACGUCCUGUCACUUAAAACACCAGCAAACAUGUGAUCAGGUCUCAGGCACAUUUUCACACAGCUGGAUAUUUAUUAACAGCUUAUAAACACAAGUCGCCUCCAUGUUUCUGUUUCUGGGCAUGACUCUGCUUUGUGACGCCGCCUCCGCUUCAGGUGCUACUGUGAAAACACAAAACCAGCACUACUUCACCACGACAGGAAACUCAACCCACCAGACAAACACUUUGAACCUAUUUGUCUGGCUGUAGUUUGAGUUUCCUGUCAUGAAACAUGUGCUGCUCUCCUCCAUGAGCGGUGCUGCUUCUUAGCAACUCAACAGAUAAACCACACACAUAAUGAUGAAGGUUUUCAUUCAUGUUCUCUUCUGACGCUGUGCUGUCUCUCCUAUCGUCUCUCUGGUCAAAGUUUCCCCAGCAGCACUGUGCUCUGCUCACACUGACUCAGCCCAGUUUGUUUUCUACAUCUGUGCUCCACUGUAGAAAACUGGUCUGGGUUCAGUGAUAGCUCACAUGUUUAUCAAACAUGAUGUCUUUGUUAUAAUCAGCAGCUAAAGAGCAUAGUUUGUUUCUUACAGGGCUGCAACAAAUAAGUUUCAUUAUCAGUUCAUCUGUUGUUUAUUUUAAAUGCUAACUGUAUAACCUGGAUCAUAUUUCCCCAUGCUUUUAUUUCACUACUGGGAACAGCAGAUUUUGAGAUUGGUCCAGUAUUGAGUGAGAGCAGUGUUGCCAACUCAUGGACUUUUUUGCAAGAUUUAGCUGCUUUUCAGACAGGUUCAGCGACUUUAUUACGACAAAGCAACUAGCAACAAGUUUAGCUACCCACUCAGACCAUCAGGAAAAAAGAGAAAUGUAUUAUAAUUCAUUCCCAUGCAUGCUGCUCAGAGUAAUGGCAGGCCACGGCUCUUCCGCCAUCAACGCCUGUACAUCUUUCUCCCUCUCUCCUCCCACCUGUAUGCAGUAGGUGUGAGACAGGCAGGAGGAGAAGAGACACUGCUCACUGGGGAUGUUUAGUUGUAGUGAGUUUCUAUGGUUACGCAGACGCUCUCGCUCUCUGAAUUGGAAGUGAGAAAGUGGUGCACAUGUCCUUCAAAUGUUUUGUUGAGGGUUUUUGUCUUGAAACUAAUUCAGCAAAGUUUUAAUGAUUCUGCUAAUGUGUGAUGAUGUCACUAGUAUGCAAAUGAGCAUAUUAUGAUGUCAUUUUGCAACUUUUUGCAACUCUAGGAGCUUGUGUCAGCUACUUUUAUUGGAACAGAGUUGGCAACACUGAGUUAGAGCUCUGCAGCCGGCAGCUGCGAAACAGACUGCCAUGCAAUCAUUCGGGAAGUUACUGCACCUCAGGUUAUGUCCACCUGCGACUGACAGGUUCAGAUUGUUACUCUAAGUGUCUGACAACAUUAUAGAAAGGAUCCCUACAGAGAUAGACCCUUUUGUUAACGAGUGAGAUCAUUUUCGCUUAAACAGAAUCAGCCCUGGAAUCUCUAUCGCCAAACCCACCAGACUCCAUUUAAAUACACAGUAAUGUUAUUGUGUAUAGAGUAGCAUAUUUUCACAUCUAACUGUGAGAAUUAAGGGUGUUUUACAAUUGAUAAAAUUACUGUGAAUUUAAAUGGAGUCUGGUGUGUUUGGUGAUUGCAAUUUCAUGUCUGUUUCUGGUUAAACAAAAAGGGUCAUACUCUUUAAGAAAAAGGUCUGUCUCCUUUUCAUAAUGUUGUCAGACACUUAAAAUAACAAUCUGAGCCUGUCGGUGUCAAAAACAAACACUUGUAGAGGACGCAUAUUGUAGAUGCACAAGUGCCCAUUAAUGUUACAUUGCAGCCUGUUUGGCUGCUGCCAUCUGCAGCCCUCUCUCAAUACUGGACCUGAUUAUUGCUCCUGUCAUAUAGACUCAGAAACACUGGAAAAUAGGGUUCGGGUGGUAAAAGACACAAGUUACCCUUUAAGUAUGAGAAGAGCACAGUGAGUGUGUGAUGGGAAACAAGAUGUUAGGUUUGUAGUCCCACUCUCUGCUGUGCCUUGAGUCCUUAACAGAACACUCACCAGUCAACAGUCCCAUGUGUAGAUCAGCCAGGUGUCUGAUUUUUAACUUUGUGCAUGAAGAAGUUUUAACCCUCCCACAGAGAUGCUCUCUGACUCUUUCCUCCUCCAAUAAGAGGACUGUACUGCCUCCUCCAAGUGAUGUCCAAUCAGUAUAAAUAUUAUCUUAAUAGUUUUCGGAGAAUUCCUCUUGUUAAAUAGGCCUUUUAAUAACGUACCAACAAUCACAUUUUGACUCUUUUUCUCUUUUCUGAUGUGAAUUCUGGUGCUUAGAAGAAUACCACAGACUGUCAGCGCGGUGUCUGGCCCACUUGAAGCAAUACCUGCCUCUUUUUCUUCAUCUUCUUCUCCAUCUUCCUGCUGUUUGAUCUCCACCGUCUUACUUUACACCUGUAAUUUAUUACAAACUUCACAGAGACAGACCGAGGGACGUCUCAUGGUGCUGUGAUGUCUGUAGUUGAUGGAUGAAAAGACAUUCAGGGGCUCUGAAACCUGGUGCUUCUCUAUCGGGGGUUCCUACACAUGUCCUGAGCUGUUUGGAAAAUAAACUUCGAGUUUUUUCCAGGUCAGGAAAAGUUUUGGGAAAGGGAUUCCCCAUAUUGACUUCUCAGACGUAGUGACAUGUAUGUGCAUGAAAAUAGCUAAUACGAUGUUGUGACCGCAAUCUGGUGACCCGAAAGUGUGAACAUUUCCAACAGAAAUGUGUAGGAACCCUUUUGUUUAAACCUUUUUACUGCUGAUUUAAAUGAGCCUUCCCAAGUGUAAACCAGUGAUUCAUCCCAAAAGAAACCCUGCAGCAGCAGCAGCAGCAGCUUACACUGAUAAAUUGAUGUGUCUGUGAAGUCAGCUCCUGUGGAGUUUCUUUAAAGAUUCUCUGAUGUUAAAAAACUUUUUCGAGUGCAGGAUGAUAAAGAACCAGCAACUUUUGUAACUCUCAAAGGUUCGUGUUUCUAUCUGUGAUUGGAGGGCUGGGUAACAAUAAAGAGCCAACCAGAAACAAAACCCACCUCUAAAUUAUCCAUAUGUUUCUAAAAGUUUUUGAACAUCAGUGAAUGUGGGGGUAAAAAAAAAAAAAACCUUACAUGUCAAAAUAGAAAAUGAUUUCUUAAACUGAAAACACGUGUUACCCAGCCCUUGUUAAAUCUAAACUGCAGGUUAUUUAUCGUGUCAGACGUCCACCUGCGUUAACGUUUCACUCUUCUUCUUGUCAAACCUGGACCACUUUUUUCCUCCGAUGACACAGGUGCUGAUUUUGUAAUGUUUACAGGGAUUUUGUUGUUCAAAGUGAUGCAGAUUAAAAUAUUAUAAAUGGU